Molecule: messenger RNA, 1334 nt
Organism: Sesamum indicum (sesame)
Lineage: Eukaryota; Viridiplantae; Streptophyta; Magnoliopsida; Lamiales; Pedaliaceae
Product: WAT1-related protein At4g30420
Cellular component (GO): membrane
Molecular function (GO): transmembrane transporter activity
Source: RefSeq, a predicted model, not a curated record
GUGAUGUGUUCUGGGCCAGAUCGACACUUAUAAUAGUGAGCACGCCAAUCUGUAGCACCAUCACGCACAUAUUCUUUGACAAAAGAACAGACAGACAAGUUUUCGGCAUUGGAGGAAACAAAGAGAAGAAUGGGUUGGAAGGAUUACAUCCCGUUUGAGCCGCUGGUGAUGAUUGCAUGUCAAUUCAUGUAUGCGGCAAUGAUUCUCGUCACUAGAAAGGCUCUUUCGGAAGGCCUGAGCUCUCUGGCCUUUGUUGUGUACCGGCAGUUUAUAGCCUUCUUCCUUCUUGCUCCUCUCGCCUUUUUCACAAGGCGGGGGCCGAACGCCAGUUCUAUGGGAUGGAAGAACUUCUGGUUGAUAUGUUUGCUAUCUUUAGUUGGUAUCACACUUAAUAUGAACUUGUAUUUUGGAGGGUUGAGUCUAGCCUCAGCGUCGGCAACAAGUGCAUUGGGCAAUUUGCUGCCCGCCAUCACCUUCAUUAUGGCCUAUACCAUAGGGUUAGAAAAGCUCCAUCUCCCAAGCGCAAGAAGUGUGGCGAAGAUCAUCGGAACCAUAGUAUGUGUCUGUGGCGCUGUCGCCAUUGCGCUAUUAAAAGGCCCUAAGUUAUUGAACGAUGAAUUUCUACCAAUUAGACCUGCAUUUUUACAUGGAGAUCACAACCAAUGGUUGCUAGGUUGUUUAUUGGUCUUCGGCAGCUCUUGUUCCUGGUCGCUUUGGCUAAUUCUCCAGGUCCCUGUAUCAAAGAGCUACCCUGAUUAUCUUUCAUUAACAGCAUGGAUGUGUCUGAUGGGAGGAGUGCAAUCUGGAGUGGUGACGUUGAUCGUCGAACCCAAUAUGAAAACUUGGAAUCUCAAUUCCCCAUUUCAACUAUUUUGCUGCUUCUUUGGUGGUCUGGGAGCAGCAGUAACUUUCCUUGGACAAUCGUGGUGCAUUGAAAGGAGAGGGCCGCUCUUCUCUGCUAUGUUUCAGCCUCUCUCCACUGUCAUCGUUACGCUCUUUGCUUGCCUAUUUCAGCACGAAGAGAUGUACAUGGGAAGCUUUAUAGGUACAUUAGCUGUAAUCACGGGGCUGUACAUUGUGCUGUGGGGCAAAGCCAAAGACCACGAAGAUGUGAGUGGAGAGACAGGUCAUGAAACAACUUUGUCUGCUGAAGUUUCGGACAACGAAAGCUGCACGAUUGAUUUGAAAGAGCCACUUUUGCCUGGAAAAUAGCUGAACUUUGGACGUCAAUUAGGGUUUAAAAUCAAUCCUACGAGACAUAGAAAUUACGUGAACUUUUUACUGUAUCGGAUUAUAUAUUUAAUUACUUUUACAGACUGCUUUUGUCUUUUGUA